This is a messenger RNA of Sesamum indicum (sesame), 1011 nucleotides long. Its product is annotated as pectinesterase inhibitor. Gene Ontology annotation, molecular function: pectinesterase inhibitor activity. The record is from RefSeq and is a predicted model, not a curated record. Lineage: Eukaryota; Viridiplantae; Streptophyta; Magnoliopsida; Lamiales; Pedaliaceae. Gene Ontology annotation, biological process: negative regulation of catalytic activity.
AAAAGAAUACCCUUGUAAACCAAAACAAUAUUACACAAUUACUGGAUUAACAAGAUAUGAUAGAUUGUGUGACAAAAGCAAAAUUUGGGCACCCAUUAUUACACCUAAAGGAAAACGCAGAUGAGGUAGAUUAAAACACAACUGGUAUACUUAUUAAUGACUUGAGAAACUGAAACUAAAACACGCCCAAGCAUUAACUAUCAAGAGUAAUGACACUUACCACUAUAUAAAUUAACACGCCCAGUUGGGGAAAUACUCCAUUGCAAGAGAAGCACCUUCAUCUAACAUUAGUAUAACAAACGAUGGCUUAUUCUUCCCACAAAAUCCUCUCCAUUGCUCUUCUUAUGCUGAUUUCCGUUCCCUCUUCAUUGGGUCGCCCACAAAAAUCAGAAACGGAAACAGACCUGAGGGAUCUCUGCUCCAAUACCCGGAAGCCAAAACAGUGCUGGAAGAUCAUCAAACCCCAGCUCAGCAGCUUCGACGUGACGGAUAGCAGGAGCGUGGCGGGCGCCGUCAUCGACCUAGCAGUGGCAAAAGCCCAAGAAAUCCACGACAAACUUAACCAGCUUUUCCAGGAUUCCAGAGACGAUAAGUUGAAGGAGAAGUAUAUAUCCUGCUCCAAGAAUUAUAACGACGCCAACCGCAACCUCGAUCUGGCAAAGAGAAACUUGGAUUCCAAUGAUUAUCAGAAUAUCCCGGUUCAGGUGGAUGACACUCUGGAAGAAUUGAAGAGCUGCAGGCAUGAAUUUGACAAGGAUUCAUUCGACCCGGCCCAUAUCAAGAACAGGAAUAAGGAAUUCGGAGUUUACGUGGACAUUGUUAAGGUUGCCACUGACCGUUUGCUGAGGGAAGAUGAUCGUCUCCAAGAAAAUGCUCGUCACUGAAAGCAAUUCAAUAUUGGGAGUGUCCUUCUCUCAAGAGAUCUAUCUAAUCUACAGGCUUCAAGUGCAAAAAUUAUUGUACAAACUAUUAAUACAAGUAUAAUUUGAAAUAAUUUCUCAGAGAGCCUAU